AUGGCUACCGUGGCUGUUGCUGUCCACCCGCUCGCCAUCCAGGACCGUACAAACGAGUUCCGUUCAUGUAUCGCCUCUCUCUCAAAAUUAAACAAUGCAACUACUGCUUCCUCUCGUCAAGGCCUUCUCAAUGAUUCCUCUUCUCGUUAUGCUCCUACCUCUUUAGAUUCUGAUUCUUCCCAUACCUCUUCCUCCUCUUCUAGCCCCAAGAGCCAAUUUGCAAUCCGUGCUGCAUCUAUUGCUCGUGAAAUUGAAGACACUACUGCAAUGUUACAACGACUUGCUUUGUUGGCUAGACGUAAAACUCUCUUUGAUGAUAAACCAGUCGAGAUUUCUGAACUCACUUUUGUCAUUAAACAAAAAGUGUCCAAAAUUAAUAAAAGUAUUGCUGACUUACAAGCUUACGUCAAAUCAGGACUUACAGGAUCUGACUCAGGAUCUUCUGCAGCUGCUUGGGGUGGAGGUAGCAGCAGUGGAAGCAAUUCAAAACAAGGUAAAAAACAACUUUCAGAACAUGCAAAUAAUGUUGUUGUAUCUUUACAAGGUAAAUUGACCGAUGUCACUACAGGAUUUGAAGAGGUUUUGGAAGUCCGCAUUAAAAAUAUCCAAGCGUCGAAAAAUAGGAAAGACCAGUUUAUAUCAGCUGUUGCUCCAAAUGGAUCGUCAUCAAUUGCAACAGGAUCUUCAGGUUCAGGUUCAGGUUCUGCUGCUUCUUCAAAUGUUUCAGGAACUACAACAGGACCCAACAAUUCAGAUCUUAAAUCUCAAGACCAACAAAAUUUUAGCAACCAUGAUUCACCAUUAUAUUCAGUAUCAAGAGCACGCACACCACAACAGCCAGUAACAUCUGCAGCCGCAGCAGCAGCAGUUUCAGUUCAUGGCUCGAAAUCAGCAACACCAGUCCCUGGAGGGCCUUCACUUUCUGAAAACCCAUAUGCAUCCAACUCUGCAGCCUUACAACAAGACGGCAGCAUAUCCGGAGGUGCAGGAGCUCAUACAGACUACCUUGCACUACCGGAACAGCAACAAACCUUGGCACUUCUGGAAGAACAGCACGCACAACAGGAGUUCCAGUACAUGGCGCAGCGGUCGAAUGCAGUUGAGGCUAUCGAAUCAACGAUUCAAGAACUUGGAGGUAUCUUUCAGCAACUUGCUACCAUGGUAUCUGAGCAACGUGAAACUAUCCAACGAAUUGAUGCUGAUACAGAGGAUAUUUCACUCAAUGUUUCUGGGGCUCAACGUGAGCUGCUCAAGUAUUACGCUCGCAUUUCGUCUAACCGUUGGCUCAUAAUCAAGUCGUUUGGAAUCAUUUUAUUGUUUUUCUUUCUCUGGGUUAUUGUCAGUUAA
Messenger RNA from Magnusiomyces paraingens, 1347 nucleotides. RefSeq lists its product as uncharacterized. The record is from RefSeq and is a predicted model, not a curated record. Bases 1 to 1347 code for a protein of 448 amino acids. Gene Ontology annotation, cellular component: Golgi membrane; endomembrane system; SNARE complex. The transcript has a single exon. Gene Ontology annotation, biological process: vesicle fusion; endoplasmic reticulum to Golgi vesicle-mediated transport; intracellular protein transport. Gene Ontology annotation, molecular function: SNAP receptor activity; SNARE binding. NCBI's taxonomy places the organism in Eukaryota, Fungi, Ascomycota, Dipodascomycetes, Dipodascales, Dipodascaceae.